Molecule: messenger RNA, 149 nt
Organism: Funneliformis caledonium
Lineage: Eukaryota; Fungi; Glomeromycota; Glomeromycetes; Glomerales; Glomeraceae
Source: the annotation of a GenBank genome assembly
UUCCAGAUUUUGUCCCUGAAGAAACCCCAUUGAUCACUUUGGCUCGAAGGAAGAAUGUAAUAGAACUACCAUCGACACCUUAUGAACUUUUCAUGCCUCAUUUUCCAAGAAAGCUAAAUGAGUCAUUGAUGUUAGUAGACUCUCUCUAA